UGCUGAACAAGAGCAGAAACCUAAACCGAUCCCGGACUGUUAGUCUGUGUCCCGCUCUAAAAGCCUCCUGAAUGGGAGAAGAGAGGACGGGUUCAAGUGUUCAAGCUGAUCCACGCAGACGGACGAGGAGCGGACUGUGGAGAAAAACACUGAAUCUGAAAAGUUUUUCGGAUCUUUCUGCUGCUUCGAGUCUGGAUCCCGUUUGAACUUCAGCUGCACGGGCGAGGAGCUGUGAGACUCCGCGGAUUCAUAAACUAGUCCUCCAACCAGACCUCAAGUCCACAGCAGGAAGGUUGCCAUGGUGAACAGCAGAGUGGAGGCGCCCACAUUGGCGGUGAUGGGCGGUGGUGGUGUGACGGCAGGCAGGUCGUGUGCGGGUUGUGGAGAUCGCAUAGCGGAUCGUUUCCUGCUCUUCUCCAUGGAGCGGUACUGGCACACGCGGUGUCUCAAGUGUUCCUGCUGCCACGCGCCGCUGGGAGAGUUCAGCAGCACCUGCUACAGCAAGGGAGGAAUGAUCCUGUGCAAGAACGACUACAUCAGGCUGUUUGGACACAGCGGAGCGUGCAGUGCUUGUGGACAGUCGAUACCUGCGAGUGAGAUGGUGAUGAGGGCGCAGGGUAAUGUUUACCACCUAAAGUGUUUUACGUGUGCAACCUGCAGGAACCGUCUGGUCCCCGGAGAUCGUUUUCACUACAUCAACGGGACCAUUUUCUGUGAGCACGACCGGCCGGGUGGAGGUCUGCUGAGCCGACAUCCAACUCCACUGCAGGCCAACGGCAUGAUGCCCGACCAGAAGGUCUGCUGAGGACGAGGACGUAAAUCAAUCGUGUGCCUUCUCCCCCACCUUUCUCCUGUCUCUUCAUCAUCAUCCUCCACCUGUAAAUCCUGCCAUUGACUGACCCUCCUCGCCUCUGAUGGACCGUCGCUGCUGGUGGUUCAGAUUUCAACAUCAGGUGAAGAUCUGGACCAGGCCUGUGAUCUAGCAAUCGGAGGAGGAUACUGAGACUGGUGGAUUUUAUUUAUACAGUCAACUCUUUCUUCUUUGUGACUCUUCUCUGUGGGGAUUAUUGUGAACUACAGAAAUAUAACUGAGAAGAACUGGUUUGGCUAACGAUGCAUAAACACUAUAAUGGACCUGUUGUAUGAGCUAACCAAUCGCAGUGGACCUUGAAUAAGGAGAAAACGCUGACAGCUUUGUGACUCCUGCAGGAGCUGGAAUAUAUCAGCAACUUCACAAGAUGACAAAUUGGAUUGAUUCACCGGACAUGAGAUACCAGAUUUUUCCUUCCGCUCUCGGACUGGCCGCUGAACAAAAAUACCUCUGUAUUGAUAACUGACGCUUUCACUCUGUGUGAUUCUUUGUGAAACAUGCAAAUGUCAGGGUGGUUUCACAUUAGGAACCCGGGCCCAGAUCCGAGUACGCUUGACCCCAAAGUCUGGUUCAUUUGAUCAGUGUGAACACAAACAUACCGUACUCUUACCAACCACAAGUCCGCUUGAAGAGUUGGUCUCAAGCACGAUUGAUGUGUAUUCGAGUUGUGAAUGCACCGGUUGCUCAAACAAGAAAGUGAACCGCUAAAUAACUUCUAAACAUCUUCUGUCUCUUCCCCUUUCCUCCUCUGAGCUGCACGCUAGAUGUGGAAGUAGGACGAUGGUCGUUGUUGGCGUCUCAGAAAUAACAAAAACAUCCACAGUAAGCAGGAUGGACUCAGCCCGCGAGUGGUUGCCAUGGUAGCUUCUUCUUCUUUCUGCUUUUUAGCCGAUUUGCAAAUCAACUAUGUGCAUACUGACACCUGCUGAAUCAGACUGUGUACUCGAGUCCAGAAAGAUGUUACUAAUGUGAACGCAGACCGGAGGGGGGAGAUAUCGUGCCUAGUGUGAAAACAACCUUAAUCUCUGCUUUGUUUUUGAUCACAGUGUGUCUCUGAUGUUACAUUCCUGCCACCAACUGAAAUCUUUAGAUGAAAUCUUUGUAGACAGCUGAUAUCUUUGUCUUAACUGCAGCUAAAGCCUCACAGGGCGGACACAAACAGUGCUCCAUAUGAACAGCGUUUCUUUAUGUUCUCGUCCUCUUCAGCUGUUGAUCGUAGCCUCAGACAUCAUGAACACUUAUCAGGCUGGAGAUAUACUUGCUGUGUCAAAAUUUCUCUUUGUUUAGUUUUCAUGAUAUUGUGCAAGUGUAAUAACCAGAUUUGUAUUGAUGAAAAACUCAAUAAAUAAAAAUGCAGCAUCAAAUGCAUUGGGCCCAGAGUCGCCAGUUAACAGGGUGACUCAUUGAAACAAAACACUGACAAUGUUUCUAUUUAGUUUUUCAGGUUUCUGCGACUUCCAUUUUACAGAACUGAUCUGUCGUCAGCUAGUUUGACAAAGUGACACAACGAUCUGAUGUGGCUAUCGGGGACUCUGUUUGUCAGCUUGUCCUUAAAAACGUUCUGCUGUUGAUGUCCCCUCUGCUGUUGACUCUGUCACAUCCAAGCGGCCACCUCCAGUGUCGAAAAAUGCAGCCAAAGCGGAUAAACAAAAUCCUGCAGUUCAUCGAGUCGCCACUAGAGGCUGGCUUCAGAAGCCCCGAAAGUCACAUAC
Labrus bergylta (ballan wrasse) is the source of this 2583-nucleotide messenger RNA. It is a transcript of the gene lmo4la, whose product is annotated as LIM domain only 4a. The record is from RefSeq and is a predicted model, not a curated record. Lineage: Eukaryota; Metazoa; Chordata; Actinopteri; Labriformes; Labridae.